This is a messenger RNA of Entrophospora candida, 3423 nucleotides long. Lineage: Eukaryota; Fungi; Glomeromycota; Glomeromycetes; Entrophosporales; Entrophosporaceae. The record is from the annotation of a GenBank genome assembly.
AUGUAUAUUGGUGAUAGUGAUGAUGACGAUAAUGAUGAUAGUGAUGACAAUGUUGAUAAUGUUGAUAAUAGUGAUAUUGACCCUGUGAGUAAUGUUCAUCGUACGGCAGAGCUUUCAGAGCUAAAAGAAUUCUUUUCAUCUCAUGGUAACAUUUAUAGAAUUCGAUUGGACACAAAAGAUUAUGACGGUGUUGAACGCCCUAAUGGAUAUGUUUUUAUAACAUACAGGCAACCUGUUCGUUUUCAUGGUAGACCUUUAAAUAUAGAAUGGAUGAACAACAAUAAUAAUAUUAACAACUAUAAUAUUGCUACAGGUGAUACUUAUGUAUCUGAAUGGAAAUCCAGUGAAAGGGUUCAUUUUAGUAUUGAUUAUAAUUAUAGGGUAAUUAAAAUUAUAUUUGCCAUUUUGACAAUAACAAGUAAAUAUCCAGCAAAGCUUUGGUUGUUAGAUAAAUCAUCCAGAUUAAAAAAUAAAUUUUAUUGGUGUCUUGAAGAUUCGUGGUUAAGGAAAACAGAAAUUAGAACUACAUCUAAAACUGCCGAAGAAAAAGAAUUACCACUACAAUUAAAUAUGCCUAAUGGUAGUGAUUCUUCUGGUAAAUGGGUUGUUUAUAGGGUAACCUUUAAUAUUUGUCAGAUUAUAGGUGGUAUUAGACGUUUUAGAGAAAUGUUAACAAAAAUGAUCAAUUUUAAUCUCACAAGUGGACAAUUCAGUAAAAAUUUAAUAGUAAUUGAUAAUACUACUAGACUUUUAAGAAAAAUUACAAAUUAUUCAAUGUUAGAAUUUGAUGUUUUAUACUUGUUAUAUAGUGUCAUAUCUCAUAAUUAUAUAAACGAAUACAACUUAACUAUUGAGUUUCUUAAAUUAUUAAAUUCUUUACCGCGUGAGACUGCAAAAUAUAUUUUGGAAUCAAUUUCUGGACGCAAAAAACGAAUAUACGAUCCUCUAGCCUAUCUACAAGAAGAAAUCAAAAAGCAAAAAAAUAUUGAAAGAAGAGCAAAGCAAAUACCUCAACAUUGCGUAUUAAUGCGUAAAGUUGUUAUCACACCAACUACAAUGUAUUUUCUAUUGCCUACAAUGGAAACAUCAAAUCGUGUAAUUAGACAUUUUCAUGAUGUAAAAGACAAUUUUUUACGUGUACAAUUCAUAGACGAGGCUGGCGGUAAAAUCAGGCCAAGUUCAGGCACAAAUAAUGAUGCAUUAUACAACAGGGUUUACCUUACACUUGUUAAUGGUAUAAAUAUUGGUGAUAGACAUUAUGAAUUUCUAGCAUUUUCCUCAAGUCAAUUAAGAGAGCAUUCUUGUUGGUUUUUUGCGCCAACGUCGGACCUAAUUGCUGAUGACAUUAGAGAGUGGAUGGGUGAUUUCAAAAAUAUUAAAAAUGUGGCAAAAUAUGCUGCAAGAAUGGGACAAUGUUUUUCGAGUACUCGCCCUGUUGUAAACCUACCUGUUAAUGAUAUAAGAGAAAUUCCCGAUAUUGUUAGGAAUGGGUUCACAUUUUCGGAUGGUGUUGGUAAAAUAUCUUAUAAUUUGUCUACAAAAAUUGCUGAAAUUUUGGAGUUGAAAAGUGUACCGUCAGCUUUUCAAUUUCGUCUUGCAGGAUACAAAGGAGUUUUAUGCCAGUCACGUUACCUCCGUGGAAAUCAAAUUCAUGUUAGACCAAGUCAAAAUAAAUUCGAAUCAUCACACAAUGUCUUGGAAAUUAUUAGAGGAUCUUGUAACAUCACAGCCUAUCUUAAUCGACAAGCAAUAACGCUUUUAUCUACACUGGGUGUUGCUGAUGAAGUUUUCGUUGAGUUGAAAGACAAUAUGGUUAAUGAGUUGGACAAAAUGCUAAAGAAUGAUAAUACAGCCAUCAGUGUUUUAAUGGCAAAUAUUGACGAGUAUGGAGUAUCAAGAAUAAUGGCUGACAUGGUUAAAGCAGGUUUUCUGGAUCGCAAAGAUCCUUAUUUAGUAAAUUUGAUUUCUUUAUUCCGCAUUACAAUGUUGCGAGACUUAAAGCAAAAAGCAAAGAUUCGGGUAUCAAUGGGUACCUACCUGUUGGGUGUUUUAGAUGAAACAGAAUCCUUGAAGGAAGAUGAAGUUUAUUGUUGUAUAUCUGAUCCGCAAAAUCCAGCUUCUAGAAAAGUAAUUACAGGCACUUGUGUAGUAUUUAGAAAUCCAUGUUUUCAUCCAGGUGAUAUCAGAGUUGUUACUGCUGUUAAAGUUAAAGCUCUCGAUUAUCUUGUAGAUGUUUUAGUAUUUCCAACAUUGGGAUAUCGUGAUCUUCCUAGUCAAUGUAGUGGCGGAGAUCUAGAUGGAGAUGAUUUCACAAUCUUUUGGGAUGAAAAUUUAAUCCCAAAAACCAAAAAUUGGGAACCAAUGAACUAUGAAGCACCAAAAGCUGCAAUAGUAGAUGAAGUUAAGAUGGUGCAUAUAAAGAAAUUUUUUGUGAAUUAUAUUCUCUCUGAUCAAUUAGGCAGCAUAGCCAAUUCCCAUUUAGCAAAAGCGGAUUAUUUGAGUGGUGGAGCAUUUCAUGGACAAUGUAUAAGGUUGGCACAAUUACAUUCUGAGGCUGUUGAUUUUCCAAAAACAGGUAUACCAGCUGAAUUUCCAGUCGAACUUCGUCCAUCCAAGUAUCCUGAUUUUAUGGAGAAACCUGACAAACCAGUCUAUGAAUCAGAAAAAAUUCUUGGUAAAUUGUAUCGCUCCAUUGAAGUAGAACCAUUUGAUCCUUAUACAAACAUUACUUUUGAUGAAAGGUUAUAUGUUCCAGGGUUUGAAGAGUAUUUAGAAGAUGCAAGAUUCAACAAACGUUCAUACACUUCAGACAUACGUAGUCUAAUAAAUCAGUUUGGAGUGAUGUCCGAGUACGAGACAGUCAGUGGUUUCAUUGUCAAUCCUACAAUCAAGGUCGAACAGAAAAAGCCACGUGAAGUAAAAAAAUCAGUGAUGGAUGCAGUAGCAGCAAUUCAAAAGCAAUACCGUAAGGUAUUUGAAGAAGAGUUUUAUGGAGAAGGUACAAAUUUACCAUCACCAGAUGCUCGCAAUAGAAUGGAGGCGAAAGCAUUUGCUUGGUAUUAUGUUACAUACCAUCCUGCUGAAAUAGAUAAAGAUGGUGAAGAGAAUUUGAUGUCAUUUCCAUGGAUUGUUCAUUCAAUGCUAUGUGAUAUUGCAAUCAGAAACACCAAUAGAUUUCAAUCAAAGGAAGAAUUUUUCAGUCGUUACAAUUCCAUAUUUAGAACUUCAAAUUACACCAGGAUUGAUAAGAUUUCAUCGACAAGAUCUGCCUCAGAAAACAACAAUAAUGCUAGUGAUGAUGGUAAUAUUAGAAGUGAUUAUAGUUAUCGAAAUGGAGAUGAGGUAGAAUAUUUUAUUGAUGAAUUUGAUGAUGGAAUGGAAAGAUUGCGCAGAUCGCUUGCUUCAAGUUUAUCUAUCAGUUGA